AUGUCAAAGUCUCCAAACGCCUUCCUUUACUUUCGAAAUGAAAAAAUUGAUCUGACGCAAGAACGAACCAUGGUGGAACAUUCUAGAAUAGCAGGUCCUAAAUGGAAUGAAUUGGGUGAAAAGGGGAAAAGAAAAUACUAUCAUAUUGCCGAAGAAGCUAAAAUUAGAAAAGAAACCGAAACUGGCAUACAAUUACCCGUAGAAAGAACGUUUGUUCAUGGUAACGAUUAUUCUUUCGUCAUUGAAACCCCGAAUCAAAAAAAAAGAGCCAGAAAUCCCGGUGAAAUGAUAGACAAACGUGAAAAUAGAGAAAAGAGAGUAAAGAGAUCAAAAAGUUUGCCAAAAUUACAACCUGUUAUUGUUGAGGAUUUCAGCGAAGCACGUGUCAUUCAAAAUGAUGAUCAUCAACCUCUAAAAACACCUUUAAGGGAAGAUCCUUUUAACGAGUUCACGAUUGGAACUGAUUUUGUACCAAAUGUCGCAUUUAUGACAUUUACGAGUUAUGAACUUUCAAAAGUUUCUUUAAUAGAUGAUCAAAAGGAUCCAUUUGACGAGUAUACAAUCGGUACCGAUUAUUAUCAAAUUGAUGAUGAUUUCAUUAAUAAGGGCGCACUACCACCGAAUCCGAUCUUCAUUUCAUGA
Molecule: messenger RNA, 642 nt
Organism: Funneliformis mosseae
Lineage: Eukaryota; Fungi; Glomeromycota; Glomeromycetes; Glomerales; Glomeraceae
Source: the annotation of a GenBank genome assembly